CUGCACUGUAUCUCUUAAAAGACCUCCACAUAAUAACUCACGCACAUAAUCAACACAACUAACUGACCAACACCAAACUACCUUCGAUCUGGAUGCCAAGAGCCAUGGCCUGGACUUCUAGAUUAAUCACCAUUGCUGUUCUGAUCGCCCUCAUGGGAUGUUUCACUGGUGCACAAGCCAACUAUCGUCGUCCCACUCGUGUUGGCGUGAGCUGCUGUAAGGAAGUGUCAGGAGGAAGAAUCCCUGCUUCAAUUAAACUGAUGGGAUACAAGCAUCAGAAUGCUCUGAGUCCAUGUGUGGAUGCUAUAAUAUUCUACACAGAGAAGGAAAAGUUAUGUUCAGAUCCAAAAGCACCCUGGAUUAAAAACCGUCUGAAUGGUCUGAAGAAGAUAGUGGACUAAGAAAAUGGAGGACUAGAUGAUGCUGAAAAUCUAUCUAUACAGUAUAUGUAAUCAAUCUAUCUAUUAAAAAGAGAAUAUAUAUUCUGUAUGUUUAUUUAAG
Messenger RNA from Carassius auratus (goldfish), 501 nucleotides. RefSeq names its product C-C motif chemokine 12-like. Bases 93 to 401 code for a protein of 102 amino acids. The transcript is spliced from 4 exons. The record is from RefSeq and is a predicted model, not a curated record. Gene Ontology annotation, molecular function: chemokine activity. Gene Ontology annotation, biological process: immune response. Gene Ontology annotation, cellular component: extracellular region. Lineage: Eukaryota; Metazoa; Chordata; Actinopteri; Cypriniformes; Cyprinidae.